CCGGUGUCUUCGAUUACUGCUCCACAGCAGUCUCACAGACAUACACACACUUCCUCACCAGUCCAGCCUCCAGAGGAAUAAUCCUCUGUCUUUCAUGGAUAACCAUGUCUGAAGAGGAAUGGAAGGUCGCGGAUGAACUUUUUAAAGAUGUCAAAUUCUACUUGGUUGGGGACAUUGACCAGAAGGUUGUGCAGCUGCUGAAAGCUGGAAAAGGGAAGGAGGUGUCUUACAAUGCUCUGGCCACUCACAUCAUCGCAGAGGAUGGAGACAACCCCGAGGUGGGCGAGUCCAGAGAGGUUUUUGACCUGCCUGUUGUCAAGCCAUCCUGGGUGAUCCUCUCGGUUCGAUGUGGAGACCUCCUGCCAGUUACUGGAUUCUCUCCAGAAUCAGGACAGAUAUUCUUUGGUGUGACGGCUUGUCUGCCCAGACUUCCAGACGACCUCAACGCUCUGUGGGCUUACGUGACCUUUUAUGGUGGAGAAUGUCAGCUGAACCUCAACAAGAAGGCCACACAUUUAGUGGUGAAGGAACCAAAAGGGGCGAAGUUUGAGUGUGCCCUGAAGCAUCCUGGGAUCAAAAUUGUGACUCCAGACUGGAUAACGGACUCUGUGAAAGAUAAAAGCAGGAAGGAUGAGAGUCUUUAUCACCCCAGACUCACAUAUGUGGAGCCUGAGGAAGAGGAUGAGAGUGAAGCAGAGUUCUACUCUCACUCAGAUGGAAGCUACAGUCCACAGCGGUCCUGCCAGUCCAGCGCCAGCUCAUCCGGCGAGGAGUCCAGUCCUCGCAGACGACCGGGACCUAAAAGGCUGAACUCCGUGUCGCCGACAUCUCCCCGGAAGCCCGAACGCCGCAGCGAGCGAAUGUUUGAUGACUCUGAUGACGACUCCUCCACAGAGAAGGAAGGCACCAACCUGAACUGGACCCCGGCUGAAAUGGUCACGCCCACUGCCCCCGUUUCAACGGCCCGGCGACGUGGUGGCCCCCCUGGCAGCAAAGAUCUGGUCUCCUCUGCAGGCAGUGGGCUGAUCAAUCUGUGUGCCACAGUUCCUCCUGCUCCUGGAGGUGGACCCAUGUCUGCAGAACCUCGCUCAACUGCUGCAAUCAGUCACCCCAGCCAGCCGGGUGUUUCAGGUCCGGACAGCAUCCCUGGAUGGAGCCCUGCCAUCAGAACCCUCCGUAACAUCACCAACAACUCUGACAUGCAGCCGGUUGGUCGGCCCGCCAACGUCGCCCAUAUAAUCCAGAACCUAACCCCCAAUCAGACGAAGCCCCUGGAGCAGCAGACCAAUCGGAUCCACGGUCAGACGCCCGGCAGCACCAACCCUCCUCUGUUUAACCAGUCCAAACUGGCCGGCCAGCCCCUUACAGCAGAGCAGCAGCAACAGUUACUGCAACAGUCACACCAGGCUGCCCAGCAGCAUCAGCAGUUACCACAGCAACAGCAGCAUCCCAUGAUGCAUCUGCAGCAGCAGCAGCAUCAGAUGAUGCAGCUGCAGCAGCAGUCCCAGGCUGGACAGCAACAAGGUUUCUCCCAGCUUCCCCAGCAGCAGCAACAGCAGCAGCAGCAGCAGUUUCUACAGCAGCAGCAGCAGCAGAUGCACCAACAGCAGAUGUUUUCCCAGCAGCAGCAGCAGCAGCAGCAGCAGCAGCAGCUGGCAUUCCCCCAGCAGCAGCAGCACCUGCGGCCCCAGCAGCUCCUACGACCCAAUCUGCAGCAGCUGCAGCAGCAGCAGGCCCUCCAGCAGCAGCUGCAGCAGUUUCAGCAGCAGCAGCAGCACAUGCAGAUGUUACAGCAGCAGAACCAGCAGCAGCUGCACCAACAGCAUCUACAGCAGCAGCAGCAGCAGCACUUCCUGCAGCAGCAGCAGCACAUGCAGCAGCUGCAGAAGCAGCAGAUGCAGAACCAGCAGCAGCAGGUUCUGCAACAUCAGAACCAGCAGGUCCUCCAGCAGCAGACCACCACGCUGCAGCCUCAGCUCCAGCAGCCUCCACACGUCUCCCAGCUGUUUGGACAUGAACCAGGACAGGACAUUCCACAGGACGGCUUUCUUCUGGGCUGCGUGUUUGCUGUCGCUGACUACCCCGAACAAAUGGCCGACAAGCAGCUGCUGGCCACGUGGAAGAGGGUGAUCCAGGCGUGUGGCGGUGUUGUUGACCCCACCCUAAGCAGCCGCUGCACCCACCUUCUGUGUGAGAGUCAAGUCAGCAACAUGUAUGUGCAGGCCCUCAGAGAGGGGAAGCGCUGUGUGACCGCCCACUGGCUCAACACUGUCCUGAAGAGGAAGAGGAUGCUGCCUCCUCAUCGGACACUACAUCUGCCCUUUGCUUUCCCUCCGGGAGCCAAACCCUGUUCUCAGCAUAUCGUAUCGGUGACGGGCUUCGUGGACUCGGACAGAGACGACCUGAAGCUGAUGGCGUACCUGGCCGGUGCCAGAUACACCGGAUACCUGUGUCGCAGUAACACUGUCCUCAUCUGUAAAGAACCCAGUGGGCUGAAGUAUGAGAAGGCCAAGGAGUGGAAGAUCCCGUGUGUGAACGCCCAGUGGCUCUGUGACAUCCUGCUGGGAAACUUUGAAGCUCUGCGACAGAUCCAGCACAGCAGAUACUCCAUCUACACUCACCCCGAACCACUGCUGCCCAACCCACAGCUGGUCCAGAACCUCCUGGCUGCCUGGAGGACUCCGGUGAAAGUUUCUCCUGAAGCUGUGGCGAACCUCCAGCUGCUCCAGAAGCAGAAGCUUCCUGAUUCCACCAACUCGCCUGCAAACAAGAAGGCCCGGAUGGAGGAGAUUCAGUCUCCCAGUAAAAAGCUUCCUCCAGAGUCCACUCCUCGAGUCAUGUUCACAGGCUUCGAGCCCAUGCAGGUUCAGCAGUACACUAAGAGGUUACUGGCUCUGGGUGGAGAGGUGGCAGACAGCAGUCAGAAAGCCACCCACCUGCUGGCCACAAAGGUGACUCGCACUGUCAAGUUCCUGACGGCCAUGUCUGUGGUGAAGCACAUCGUCAGCCCCGAGUGGCUGGAAGAGAGCUGGAGGAGCCAGAAGUUUGUGGACGAGCAGAGGUACACGCUGAGGGAUGCUGAAGCGGAGGUGUUGUUCAGCUUCAGCCUGGAGGAGUCCCUGAAGAGAGCCCACACUGCACCACUGUUCAAGGGGAAGUACUUCUACCUGACUCCAGGUAUGUGCCCCAGCCUCAGCACCAUGAAGGCUAUCCUGGAGAGCGCUGGAGGGAAGCUGCUGGCCAAGCAGCCGUCCUACCGGAAGAUCAUGGAGCACAAGCAGAACAAGAACCUUCCAGAGAUCAUUUUAAUUUCCUGUGACAAUGACCUCCACCUCUGUAGAGAAUACUUCCUGAAAAACAUUGACGUCCACAAUGCUGAGUUCAUCCUGACCGGAAUCCUGACCCAGAAACUGGACUACGACUCAUACAGGUUCACCUGAAGAAGAAGAUGAAGACGAGCUGUGCAGCCCACCCACAAACAUUUCUGUUUUCAGUCAUUUUGUAGUUUUGUUACCUGGUGCAGAAGAAAAUAAAGUGAUGUUAUUUUUGUGAAACGAUUUGAUUAAAAUUAUGGAAGAUAAAAGUUUUCAUUGUUGAAAUAAAAGGUGUAAAGAUUUGA
This is a messenger RNA of Melanotaenia boesemani (Boeseman's rainbowfish), 3619 nucleotides long. It is a transcript of the gene paxip1, whose product is annotated as PAX interacting (with transcription-activation domain) protein 1. Gene Ontology annotation, cellular component: nucleus. Gene Ontology annotation, biological process: positive regulation of transcription initiation by RNA polymerase II. Bases 105 to 3440 code for a protein of 1111 amino acids. The record is from RefSeq and is a predicted model, not a curated record. The transcript has 23 exons. Lineage: Eukaryota; Metazoa; Chordata; Actinopteri; Atheriniformes; Melanotaeniidae.